UCAAAGAAUUCUUCAUGAUGUACACUACAUAUAUCCCCUAGUCCCUCAGGUUUCCUCAUCGUGUGAAGACAAGUCUCUAUCUAUCAAUUCUAUCCCAAAGGCCUCUCCUUUCAUUGAGCACCAAAGUUUGUUGGCUUCUAUUCUGAUUAAGGUAAGAGAAGAAGAAGAGAAUGCCGUUCGAGCCCGAUUCACCAGGGAGAGGAUGUGCAGCAAACUUCCCUCAACCUGUCAAUGAAGAAGACGAGCGUGAAGCAGAAAGAUUAGUAAGGACUGUUUGCGACGUCAAUUGUCGUAUCGCAGAUCCCCCUUUGCCUGACAUUGUGUACAGAAGCAGCAGAAGAGAGGCAGACAUACUCCGCCAUGUCUAUCGUUGGGAUUCUACCCCGUUUCAGGAGGUCUUUGAGAAUGGAUUUCAAGCAAGGCGUCAACAAGACACUUCCGACGAGGUCUACUACAAUCUAAAUGACUUCGUCCACAACAGCGGUAGGCCUCUUGAUUCCAGCAGGCCCACUAUCCAUGCCUUUGUUAGCACCACGCUUAGCAGCACUUGGCAUCCCAGCCUCGUCGCCCCUGAGACUUGGAGGGAAGUAUAUCGAUACGAGAUAUUUGCUCCCGGUGGCAUUUGGGUUGCUCAGACUCUCCGUGAUCAAUACGGUUACCCCAGCCAAGACGAGGUCUGCUUUGUUGCUGGCAUUGCCCCUCAGUACAUUCGGUCUGCCCAACUCUUCAGGCUUACGGUGCCAACCGGCUCCAGGUAUACAAUCCGGGAGAGAGUAAAUGAUUUAUUACGAGUAAAUGGAAAUUAUGAUCCACAAUCACAUCCAUCAAGGUUGCUCGACAUUAGGAGGCCAAUAUUUGAUUACGUAAAUCUAGAGAGCCAGAAUCCAGAGGAAACAAGGGCGCUUCUAAGGAUUAACAUUUACAAACCCCGUGUCGUCUCCUCCUCCUCGUCCAAGCGAGAGAAACGACAAGUGUCUGCCAACUCUGACCCCAACAUUAAUUGGUAUGCAGGCAAUGUGUCUGACUUGGCGAGCUACAUAAACGCUGCAUUCCGUUGCUCUACUUCAAAUCAAGCCUAUCUAUUCAUGAAAAAUGAGUAUGUGAAAGUGGACUACGCUCCGGGCUCGACAGAUGACACCGUGCUGAACGGACCGCUUCUCAUCCGUGAUGGGUUUCCAUCCCUCUCUGGGACAGCCUUUGCAGAACAUGAAAUAGACUCUGCUUUUGGGUCUCAUAAUAAGAAUGAAGCCUUCAUUUUCUCUGGGAAUCUCUGUGCACAAAUUAACUACGCACCAGGCACCUUAAAUGACUGGAUAAUCAAAGGCCCGACCACCAUCGCUGCGAUGUUCCCCUUCUUGAAAGAGUUCAAGUUCGAAAGCGGCAUAGACGCCGCAUUUGAGGCCACUACAAGAUAUGAAGCUUACCUCUUCAAAGACGACCAGUAUGCUCUUAUAAACUACGAUUCUGAUGCCCACGUCAUCGUCAGCGGCCUGAUCACUGAACGGUUUGCUAGCUUGAAAGACACCACCUUUAAAAGUGGAAUUCAGGCAGCGUUUGCUUCACACAAGACUGAUGAGGCGUACCUAUUCAAAGAAGAUUCUUACGCACUUAUCAACUUUAAAAAAGAUGAAAUCAUUGGCGGUGUGAAGAACAUCGUUGCUAAUUGGCCCUCUUUAAGUACCAUCUUGCCUCGCAAAAAUCAUGGUCUUGACGUUCAUAAUCACACUAAACCUGACGCUGACCGUGACCAUGAUGAAUUUUAAAAUGUCAGUCUUAUGUGACAAAGAGUGGGUGACAUGUUUCGAAUAAGCUGUUGGUUGUCUGUGUUGUAUUGUAUUCGUAUCUUAUCUGUCUGUCAGAUAUGAGUGUGUAUGAGAUAUGAGUGUGAGUGUGAGUGUGAUGGUGCAUAUUGCGAAUAUGAGUAAACAAUAUCUGUAAUAAAAAUGUCUUGUCGUCAAGCGUCAGCUGGCAGACAAGGCCCUUGUGGUCUUGGUACAACAGACUCUAGCAAUCCUAUCUAUCUUUCUGUAGCAUGUUUGUCGUAAAGCUCUCCCUUUGUCUGUAUAAGGAGCUCCCUGGUGAUGUAAUGGACAGAUCCAAGUGACUAAUAAUAUGAAGUGUGUUAUUUGUUAA
This is a messenger RNA of Camellia sinensis, 2133 nucleotides long. The record is from RefSeq and is a predicted model, not a curated record. Lineage: Eukaryota; Viridiplantae; Streptophyta; Magnoliopsida; Ericales; Theaceae.